Etheostoma cragini (Arkansas darter) is the source of this 4816-nucleotide messenger RNA. RefSeq names its product Na(+)/H(+) exchanger beta-like. Gene Ontology annotation, biological process: sodium ion transport; proton transmembrane transport; regulation of pH. NCBI's taxonomy places the organism in Eukaryota, Metazoa, Chordata, Actinopteri, Perciformes, Percidae. The record is from RefSeq and is a predicted model, not a curated record. Gene Ontology annotation, cellular component: membrane. Bases 359 to 2644 code for a protein of 761 amino acids. The transcript has 12 exons. Gene Ontology annotation, molecular function: sodium:proton antiporter activity.
AAAGUUCAGCGUGAGAAAUUGGUCUGAUAACGGUUGAUACUUAAUGAAGUUGUCAGAGUGUCGGUCUGAAACAACCAGGCAGCAACUCUCCCGGCAUCAAAUCAUCUCAGCGGGCAAGUAAGAAGUGGGAAUUAAAAAAAAAAAAAAAAACUUCCACCGAUGACAGUAGCUCGUUUGCAACAUAAAUCACCGUUUGUUGUUUUACGUAGUUUUAAAAUGCCUGGGGAGUUUAUGCGUAAAAGAGCGCACAUGUCCGUUGCGCACCACGCUGGCUUCCCGUACUAUCCUCAUCUUCAUCUUCAUCGGAGCUAGAGCAGAGCAUCAGCGGCAGCUAGUUGACCUGUCAAACCACCUAAAAAUGGCUGAGCACGCCCGGAGGAGCUCCUUUCUGCCUCUAACGGGUUUAAUGUGCGUUGUGUUGCUCGUUUUCGUCUCUGUCGCCGCUGCGAGUCGUGAUGUCGUUUCGGAAAACAACGAGACGGGAAGGGAUCCAGCCGGAGACACACGAGGGGAUUCCCAUAAUCAAGUUAACUCUACUGCUCACAAAAAGGCUUUCCCGGUCCUUUCCUUCAACUACGAUCACGUCAGGAGCCCCUUUGAGAUCUCUCUGUGGACCCUUCUGGCCCUGCUCAUGAAACUUGGUUUUCACGUUAUUCCCAGUGUGCAAAACAUCGUCCCGGAGAGUUGUCUGCUGAUCGGCGUAGGUCUCCUGGUGGGCGGCAUCAUCAAAGCCAUCGGAGAGGAAGCGCCCGUUCUCAACACUAAGCUCUUCUUCCUCUACCUGCUGCCUCCCAUCAUCCUCGAUGCCGGCUACUUCCUGCCCAUCCGGCCCUUCAUAGAGAACAUGGGCACCAUCCUGGUGUUCGCGGUGGUGGGGACUCUGUGGAACGCCUUCUUCAUCGGCGGGAUGAUAUACGGUGUGUGUCAGAUUGAAGGAGUCCAGCUGGGCAGAGUGGACCUGCUGUCCUGCCUGCUGUUCGGCACCAUCGUCUCGGCCGUGGACCCCGUGGCCGUCCUGGCCGUGUUCGAGGAGAUCCACAUCAACGAGCUGCUGCACAUCCUCGUGUUCGGGGAGUCGCUGCUUAACGACGCCGUCACUGUGGUUCUGUAUCACCUGUUCGAGGAGUUUACUCACGCAGGAACUGUGACAGUGGUCGACGCCGUCCUCGGGGUCGUCUGUUUCUUUGUGGUUUCACUGGGAGGAAUCCUGGUGGGAGCCAUCUACGGCCUCCUGGGUGCCUUUACCUCCCGCUUCACCUCGCACACCCGAGUCAUCGAACCCCUGUUUGUUUUCCUCUACAGCUACAUGGCUUACCUCUCUGCCGAGGUCUUCCAUCUGUCGGGCAUUAUGUCGUUGAUAGCGUGUGGCGUGGUGAUGCGGCCGUACGUAGAGGCCAACAUCUCCCACAAGUCGUACACCACCAUCAAAUAUUUCCUGAAGAUGUGGAGCAGCGUGAGCGAGACGCUCAUCUUCAUCUUCCUCGGUGUUUCCACGGUGGCCGGUCCUCACGCCUGGAACUGGACCUUCGUCAUCGUCACGGUGGUUCUCUGCCUGGUGUCCAGAGUCCUGGGAGUCAUUGGCCUCACAUACAUUAUCAAUAAAUUCCGUAUUGUAAAGUUGACCAAAAAGGACCAGUUCAUCGUGGCCUACGGUGGCCUGCGAGGUGCCAUUGCCUUCUCACUGGGGUUCCUGCUGACCAACAAUGAGAUGAAGAACCUGUUCCUCACCGCCAUCAUCACGGUCAUCUUCUUCACUGUCAUUGUGCAGGGAAUGACAAUCAGGCCUCUGGUGGAGCUACUGGCCAUAAAGAAGAAGAAGGAGAGCAAAGGAUCAAUUAAUGAGGAGAUUCACACACAGUUCCUGGAUCAUCUCCUCACAGGAAUUGAAGACGUAUGUGGUCAUUAUGGACAUCAUCACUGGAAAGACAAGCUGAACCGCUUCAAUAAGGCCUACGUGAAGAAGUGGUUGAUCGCAGGCGAGCGCUCCACCGAGCCUCAGCUCAUCUCCUUCUACAACAAGAUGGAGAUGAAACAGGCCAUGAUGCUGGUGGAGAGCGGGAGCGCCGCCAAGCUGCCCACGAUUAUGUCGUCCGUCUCCAUGCAAAACAUUCAGCCGAGAGGUCCGGCCAAGCGACGGGCCAUCCCGAGCAUCUCGAAAAGUCGUGAGCAAGAGAUCAGAAAGAUUCUGCGAGGCAACCUGCAGAAGACCAGACAGAGGCUUCGUUCCUACAGCAGACACGACCUGAUGAUCGACCCGUUUGAGGACAAUGUGAGUGAAGUUCGCUUCAGGAGGCAGCGCGUGGAGAUGGAGAGGAGGAUGAGUCACUACCUCACAGUUCCUGCAAACCGGCAGGAAACACCGCCAGUGAGAAAAGUUUGCUUUGAACCAGAACACAAGGUUUACACUUACGAUGACAGCAAGAGUCCCCGAAGCCGGACAGCUGAGCCAGAUCCCAGCCCUCCAGAUGCCGUCAGCCUGUUGAACGAAUCCUCCCAGAGGGCCAAUCAGAGCAGCGAACACAGAGCCAAACGCAUCGAUGAGCUGAGGGCCAAAGUGCCGGAUGAGAGGGAGGAGCAAGACCAACUGAAACUAUCACGUUGCCUUAGUGACCCCGGUCCAAACAAUGAAGAGGAUCUCUCAUGAUGAAACACAUAUUCACAGUUCUUGAAAGCAGAGGACGAAUUCUCCUCUUCAUGAUCCCCUCGUGAGAUCCCUAAAUGAACAGGAGUCUUAGCAAAGUUUGAUAUAUAUGAAGUCUUAUUCUGUUCCAUGUUCUGUUGCUGUGAUAAGAGCUUAUGCAUCCUUUUUUUUUUUUCAAAAGUUCAUAAGGAUUUUUAUAAUGAAACGCAUUACCUAAGCAUGCACCACUGGCUAUUUUCUAUUUAAGGAUUUGAUUACAGCCUGAAGUGAGCGGAGUGUCAGCAUUUUGUGUCUUAGCCGGCAGUUUUGCAUCAAAUGGUAAAAAAACAGAGCACCUGUUUUGACACGCUUGAGGCACCCGAUUGGUGGAGUCUGCCCCCAAAAGUCCAGUUUAAAGGUGAACUAUGAGUUCCAGCAUGGUUUUAGUGCAACUUAAUUGGUAUCUCAAAUCGUAGGCAUCUCUCCUUGAUCCGCUAGCUGGCUGCCCCCUGAACACACUGUGAUAAAGCUCGGUCUCGGGAGACAACCCAGGGGUCGUAGACAUCAAACAUCACUAGAGACACAGCCUGUGCACCAAAACACAACAUAACUCUCCAGCCAAUCACCGACAAGAUGGUUGGGGGAAGGGGUUAGUGACAGUUUAAUCGUUUAGUCAUGGCGGGUACGUAAACAUGGGGGGAGGGGCGAGCUUGCUCUGUUUUGUUUGAAAUGUACUUCUUCUUUACAGAAGUAAAUUUACUUCUUGACUUUACAGAGGUGAUCAUGCAGGAAUUCAUAGAGCACCUGUAAAGAAUCUGUAAACAGAGCUUGACCGACACAUCAUCUCGGAUAAUAUUAGGCUAUUGCAGAUAUAUCAGUUUGGUAUAUAUACAGUAUUUGCCGAUCAGAGCUAGAAGUUGCUGCAACGAAAUACCAAAGAAAUGUUUAAGUGGAUUUAGAAACAGUGUCCGCCAGUUGUAAGCUGUGCUAGUGGCGUUGCUAAAUGAACGGUCAUGUCGAUCAUUCGGUUGGCCAAAAAUAUAAUAAUAAAAUAACCAAAUUAAAAAAAAAAUCCGUAAAACGUUAUUUGUUGACACGCUAAACUAAACAUGGUGGCCAUGAUGAACAUUAUGUCAUCUUAACAUGAGCAUGUUAGCGUACAGGAGCUAGCAUGGCUGUAGACUCUUAGGACCGGGUUAUACCAGAAAAAAAACUAGGUAACAGAGUUGUUCUUACGCAAUAAUAUUAAAAUACGGAGAUACAGGCGCACAUCCAGACAGUCUCCUGGAAUACAUUCAUAAAAAAGUGACAGAAAUAGUUUAAGAAGUUUCCACCUGCCUUAUUUCCUUAUUUUCUCACUUCCGCACAGCUGAUCAACCACUGAGUUGUGAGGAUGUGAAUGUCCAAUCUUUGGAUUCCGAAUAUUACAUAAAUUGUUGUAAGCAAGCCAAAUGUUAGGUAGAUGAUGCCCUUAUAUCAAACAUAUUUGUCAUUUCAUCAUCAAAGAUGUUCUAACUGGAAUAUCAAUAUCGGUAUGUGCCUGAAAUAUCCUUAUUGAUCGAGCUACACUAUCAAGUAUAAAAGACUACAAGAGGGUAUUAAUUUUAAAGGUGUCCUGAUGAAAUACAUGUAGAAAGCACAAAUCUGGUGAUCAAAGAAUGUUAAAAUAACUUAAGUCAAAAGUAAAGCACUGCAAAUGUUUGACCGGGUUCUGUGAAGAAGCUCGUAUUUAACAGCGCUGCAUCAAUGAUCAAUGUUCUCUCAGGGACUGCAACACGGCACACAGGAAGAAAACAAGUAUUACUGUCCGAAAUGUGCUCCACUCGUUUAUUUAUAAUGUGAUUGCCUUGUAAGCGUCCGUGUUUUAAGCUUCAGUAACAUUCCAACAGAAAUCGACUUUGUCACAGUUAAGCAUCUCUGUAACAAAGCUCUACAUAUCUGUGUUCCUGGUAACUGAGCAUGCUUUAAGACUUUUACUGGGAGGUUGAAGAGGUGCAUCACCUUUUCAUAUCUGCCGAGCACUGGACUGCCUGAGCUUUUGCUGCCUGCACGUUUGCCUUAAAACGUAUUGCUUUCUGUGUUUGCAGUUGAAGUAUUUUUAUAUUUUUGAAGGGGAAAAAUGUCAAAGUCAAGUCAUAAGUAUUCGCCAAAUGAAGGAAGGCUUUAAUUCCUGUCUGAAAUAAAGAUAUGUUAUUG